AUGUCAUCAUCCGCCCCUUUACUCUCAGGAACAAUCGAACCCGACGAGGAACCCCCGACCUUACCUCAAGGUAAGAUCGGUGCGUCUUCUCGACCUAGCGAACCUGUCGUUCUCGUUCCGGGCACGACGGCACAGGGGAACGUAGCCACGGGAAUAGGUAAUGCAGAGGAAGGUGGUAUUCGAGGGAUACUCAAACAAUCUUCUCAUCCACUUUCACUCUUAUUCUUAUAUUUCUUUAGGAGCGCCGCUAUUGCCGUCUAUGUCUUAUGUGGAUUAUUUACGGAUAAUUACGUUUUGAGUAUCGUCGUGGUGGUCGUACUACUCUCUCUAGACUUCUGGAAUACUAGGAACGUAGCAGGCCGUACACUCGUCGGACUGCGAUACUGGAACGAAGUGGAUGAAGAAGGUGAGAGUUCGUGGGUAUUCGAAUCGAGGGAUCCUUCAAGACCUGCCAACGCGAUAGAUGCGAAGAUGUUCUGGAUCGCACUCUACGCCUAUCCUUUAGGAUGGUUAGCUCUCCUAUUCGUAUCAUUACUGAAAUUCAACGUUUCAUUCUUGCCUAUAGUAUUACUAGCAUUGGUAUUCAACCUAUCAAACUUGCUAGGGUUCACAUACGCCGAUAGAGAUGCUCAGAGAAGAUGGGCAAAUGGAAUAGCGAGCAGUGGCAAUCUCAUGGGUUUCGGGUUCGGUGGGAUCGGAGGUCAAUUGGUUGGUGGGAUGGUUAAGAAUAGCUUAGGGAGGGUAUUCGGGUAG
This is a messenger RNA of Kwoniella botswanensis, 753 nucleotides long. RefSeq lists its product as uncharacterized. The record is from RefSeq and is a predicted model, not a curated record. The transcript has 10 exons. Gene Ontology annotation, biological process: vesicle-mediated transport; protein secretion. NCBI's taxonomy places the organism in Eukaryota, Fungi, Basidiomycota, Tremellomycetes, Tremellales, Cryptococcaceae. The coding region runs from base 1 to 753 and encodes 250 amino acids. Gene Ontology annotation, cellular component: Golgi membrane.